AAAAUGCUUGUUUUAUAUAUAAACAAACUUAUCAACGCUCAUGACGGUACUUCACUUUUUCUUCAUUUUCAUAAUUCAUAGUUAUGGAAAUAUGUUUGAAGUCAUGUGUUUUUUAUGUUUUUAUAAUACAUUUUGGUCACUGCCUGCUGAGCACAUUUCCCGUUGCCAAGCAUUGUAUCGAAUUUCGUAUAUUCGAGGAAUCACUUUUAAAUUUGAAUUGUAAGUGGAUCCACACAAAGCAUAUUUACAUUGUGUGUCAUAAAAAAUCUACAGAUAGACAACUUUUAAAUACGGCAAGUCGAACAUUCAAUUCAAUGGAUUCUACAACCCUUGUGUUGUUAUCCUUUAUUCAUAUUUGGAAUUUGUAUGCUGAACUUGUGAAAUGCGAAUAUAUUAGUACAGGUAUAAAUAUACAUUCAGAAAACGAAAGGCAACCAUUACAUAUGGCUUACAUUGCAAAACCAAGUCUUUCGGCAUAUGAAUUAUACUGUUCUCUCGAAGCUAGUGUUGCUCAUUUGCAAAUGCGGUGCGAAAUAGACGGAGCGACAAUACCUUUUGAAGAAAAUAGUCUGGACUCACAACACUCCGAUUGCAGACGCUCAUUUACAUGCAUCUAUACUGUACGCAGACUGUUUUGGAGAGAUGUGAAAAAUUACAAUAAUUUUACGUGCUGUUGUGUUGGCAACCGUGAACUAGAAACGAGACCUCGUGGGGAAUCAAUGACGGUUUUAAAUAAUGAUAUAUUUCAUGAGGGUUACCAUCAAGUCAAUAAAGUUUAUAGUCAAGUUGCAAUUGGACAAUUUAUUCAACUACAUUGCCGCGUCAAUGGCUUUCCUUUGCCUGCUGUAUUAUGGUACAAAAAUGGCGUGCCACUUAAUAUUGGUGAUAGAAGUCAGGUGCUUAUUGGAAAUGUAACGUACAAAAUGAUAGGCUCUGUAUUGUAUGUAAGUAGAAAUAAUGUCAAUGGCUCAGGAAUUUAUCAAUGCGUUGCUACAAACAUUGCUGGUGAAGGAAAAGGCCGUUUGUACAAAGUUAUACUUACUGAAGUGUGCGAGAAUUGCAAAGUGAAAAAUGAGAGACAACCCGGAGCACUAUUUGGGAACUCAACAUAUGAUUAUUUCAAUGACGAAGACGAAAUAAAUAAAAAAAAUUGGCGUAAAAGGAAACAAAUCUUUGGAACAAAGUUCUUUGUUUGCAUUGCUGUCGUUUUCUCCAUCAUUGUCGUUAUAAUCAGUUAUCUGAUUCGCAGAGUUUUCAAGUCCAAAAGGAAUCGUUGUGAAUGUUCGACAGUUGUGCUUCGAAGUAGCUGUCGUACAGGACGUCAUAGAUGUCAUGGCUGUUGUCCUCGUCACUCUCGAGAUUCUGAACACUCACCGACGUCUCCAAAUCCUGAAAUGCUCCAAUAUCCUACACGACACGAUGUACUCAGACAUACAACAUACGAAUAUGAGAACGAGGAAAGAUUUGACAAAGAUCCAUUGACCGACAUCGAAGUACAUAAACAAUUCGCACACUCCUUUUCACGUGAUCAUUUAGACGCAUCUCUUGUAGGCCAGACUCAGAUACCAUGUCCUGGAUACGAACAACCGCGUGAACCUCACAACAUUGACAGAAGGUAUUUCAAGAGCUGUGUAAUUGACCACAAUGGUGGUACGAUAUUUUUGAACGACACAGGAGUAAAGCUGAUCAUACCUCGAGGUGCCAUUAAUGUUGGUGAUUCUAGGACUGUGUACAUUGGUUUAUUGGAUAACGAAGAAUACAAACCAAAAAAUUUAAAGGAUGGAGAAAGUUUGCUUUCUCAUGUUGUUGCUUGUGGUCCUCAUGGAUUUAUCUUCAACCUUCCCGUCAUUCUUGUAUUACCUCACAGUGUUGUUAAGUUUGAUGACGAUGACAUGCAGGAGAAUUUUAGAGUCCUGUGUAGCCAUACAUCCCCAUGUGAUCCUCCAGAUUGGAAAGAUGUUUUCAAUAACAAGAAAGAGACAAAGAAUGAUGACAUAUUCUGUUCCAUGGGAAGCAGUUAUUUCAAACUUUAUGUGAACCAUUUUUCGUGGUACACAAUUUCCGGUAAAGUAAAGGCUAAAAAGUUCAACGUAGUUGCGUAUCGCACCUUUCUCCAUCAACCCAAAGAAGAUUUUACUGUGAGGUUGUACCUCAUUCCAAGUCUUUCAGGUUCAUUGGUAGCGCAGAAGAAAAUUGAAAGCGACGAAGAAAAGUUGAAAGGGGCUCUCUGUGACGGUACUAAGCUGAUGAUUUUUUAUAAGAAAGGUGGCAAUCUCACAAUUGAUGUUCGUGACUUAACUGAAGGAUGGAAAUCGUCACGUGGUAUUACACAAAGCCAGAGUUACAACACCUGCAGAGCAUGCGAAACGAAUGCUCUAUGCACUACAUUUCCAUUUGAACAACUGUUUGAGCAGCAACCAGAUAGAAUCUCCUGUGAUUUUAUCAUAAGACAAGAAAACUGCAAGCAUGAUUCAUCAGUGGCUGUAAAUUUGUCAGUAACAUUUGAAGCUGAGAGAAAAAGACUUCAAAUGAGUAACCAACCAAAACAGCGGACGGAAAAUGCACAAUAUUAUGAUUCACUGUUCAUUUCGUACGAUCUUGAGACAAAGUUGAAACAAAAGUUAGAUCAAAAUUCACCAAUUCUUCAAAACUGGAAAAACCUUGCUAACCAUUUAGGCUUCAAUCGAAAUGAAAUAGAACAUUUGGCUUCCCUUCAAUCUCAUAAUCCUUUAGUCACUAGUCCCACAGUUUUAGUUCUCAAAGAAUGGCAAUGCAAUGUAGGAAUGUCGCCGGUAGAUGCUCUGAAACAUCUCAAAGAAAUCUUUGAGAAAAUGGAAAGAAAGGAUCUUGGCGACAUGAUACAGAUGUAUCUGGUAAAUGAAUUUAGCAACCCUUCCAUUCCUAGGUCACUAGAAACUGUCGUUUAGAAAUAUGCCACUGUAUGGCAAUGUUGCUAUGUACAGCGCAAGUCUUUGAAAAUUUAAGACGUCUGUUUGUUUAUCAUUGUCAGCUACAACCAUAGGAAGUAAUGAUUUUGACGAAUACUUUCGAAGGAGUUUUUAUUGUGUACAUACUUAUUUACAUUGCUUUCUGUGGCUGCAGCAACAGUUAUCCAAAUAACUUAUGAUAAUGCUUUGCCAUUUAGACUUACUUGCUCGUCAAUUUCUUAUAUUUAUAUUUGACUUUCCAACAGUUGUAUAAAAACGAUUAUUGAAAAAGUACUAAAAGUAGCGUCAUUUCAAAUUUUUGUAUUCGCGAGCUUAUAAGAAUGAAUACAAGUUCACGCAUGUCCAGAAAGUUUGGAAAAUACUUACACCAUUGAAAUUAGAGCCAGUUUUGUGUAUUUA
Xenia sp. Carnegie-2017 is the source of this 3347-nucleotide messenger RNA. RefSeq lists its product as uncharacterized. Gene Ontology annotation, molecular function: netrin receptor activity; protein binding. Bases 84 to 2927 code for a protein of 947 amino acids. Lineage: Eukaryota; Metazoa; Cnidaria; Anthozoa; Malacalcyonacea; Xeniidae. The record is from RefSeq and is a predicted model, not a curated record. Gene Ontology annotation, cellular component: membrane. The transcript has 13 exons. Gene Ontology annotation, biological process: netrin-activated signaling pathway.